Molecule: messenger RNA, 1575 nt
Organism: Mercenaria mercenaria
Lineage: Eukaryota; Metazoa; Mollusca; Bivalvia; Venerida; Veneridae
Product: neuroligin-4, X-linked-like
Exons: 1
Coding region: 26-1162 (378 amino acids)
Biological process (GO): postsynaptic membrane assembly; presynaptic membrane assembly; chemical synaptic transmission
Cellular component (GO): cell surface; synapse
Molecular function (GO): signaling receptor activity; neurexin family protein binding
Source: RefSeq, a predicted model, not a curated record
CACAUAUUUCAAUUUGAUAUAUUUUAUGCGCUUAUGGUCUAUACAAUUACUCAUUUUCAGUGACCGGAUUAAUCAUAUGAAAAUGGAAAACAUAUAUUUUUUCAUCGUGAUAUGUUUUACCUCCUUAUUAUUCGCGAGUUCUCAGGAUCCAAAAAUUACAAGCAGUCUGGGUGAAAUUGUUGGAAAAAUAAAAUAUAUAACAUUAGGAUUAUCCAACCAUACUGUGCACGAAUACCUCGGCAUUCCCUUUGCCAAACCUCCAGUUGGUGAUCGAAGAUUUCGUAAACCAGAACCCCUGUCGUCACUGACUUCGCCGUUUUAUGCACAGAGCUCUGGCGCCAUAUGUCCACAAAUUGCUACUCUAGUGACUUUAAACGACACACAGAGCGAGGAUUGCUUGUACCUUAACGUAUAUGUACCUGAUCAACGGGCUGAUAAACCAUCCGGACACGCUGUAAUGGUUUGGGUAUAUGGAGGUGGGUUUCAAGAAGGAGCUGGAAGUCAUUAUGAUUUCUCUAUCCUCUCUGUAACAGGUAACAUAAUUGUUGUCACUAUUAACUACAGGGUCGGCGUAUUUGGUUUCCUCAGUACUGGUGAUGAUAACGCGCUCGGCAACUACGGCCUAUGGGACCAACAUUUGGCUUUGAAAUGGGUCAAUGAUUACAUUAAAGACUUCGGUGGAGACAAUCAAAGAGUAACACUUGCUGGUGAGUCAUCGGGUGCUAUGAGUGUUGGUCUACACGCGCUUGCCCCAGUCAAUCGGGGACUGUUCCAGAGAAUUAUUGCACAAAGUGGAAGCAUGACCGCACCUUUUCUAAACAUGGAAAGGGGCGGAUUUGAAAAUGUGUUAACCGUAGCUGACAGCCUAGGAUGUAAAACCGACACGGUUGAUCAGUUAAUGCACUGUUUAAGGGAGAAAAGUGUAGAUGAUUAUAUAAACGCUUUAAAACGACUAGAUCCAGGACGAGUUAUUUUUGGCCCAAAGGUAGAUGGAGACUUUGUUAAAAUAAAUCCUCGUGAUAUUGCAAAGCUAUCGGAAAGUCGGCGUUUAGAUGAAGUCGAAUGUUUCCGCUUACUAGAUAUGUUGAGUGGUUUUAAUGCGUAUGAGGGAGCGUCAGUAUUGCAGUACGUGAUGGACCCAGCAACAAUUGAAAAUAUGUAACCAACACUUGAACAAAUGAGAACACAACACGUGCCUGCUUUGAUGAAUCUUCUGUAUCAGACAGCGUUUGCAAAUAAAACUGUGAAAGUCGUCGGGGCUCAAUACACAAACUGGAAGAAUCCUGAUGACUACAAUUCAAUUCGCUUACAGAUUGUAAAAUUGGGAACUGAUGUGACGUACGGAGUACCGGCAGUGGAAAUGGCCCGCCUUCACAGAAUGUCGUCUGCUUCCAGGAACUUCAUGUAUCACUUCGCACCAAAACCAUCCACCCGACUUUUACCCACACCAAGCUGGGUACCAGGAGCAAAUCACGCAGAUGAAUUAUGGUUUAUUUUGGGAGGAUUUGGUGCAGAAAAUGCUUGGGAAACAGACCUCAUGAAAAGAAUGAUGAGAUACUGGACAAAUUUCGUCAA